UCCUACGACAUGGAGGGCACCAUCAGCAAGAUCGGCGAGGUGCAGACCUUCGAGAGCGGCUUCGCCAAGAUCGAGUUCGUCGUCACGACGGAGGAGAUGUACCCGCAGGAGGUCAACGCUUUCCCCCCGCCGCAGGAUCUCUUCAAGGACAAGAUCGGCCUGCUCGAUUCCUACGCCGUCGACGACAGGGUCUGCGUGUCCUUCAACAUCCGCGGCAACGAGUGGCAGGGCCGCCACUACGUGAACCUGCAGGCGUGGCGGCUCCAG
Molecule: messenger RNA, 267 nt
Organism: Aureococcus anophagefferens
Lineage: Eukaryota; Pelagophyceae; Pelagomonadales; Pelagomonadaceae
Exons: 2
Source: RefSeq, a predicted model, not a curated record